Aspergillus pseudoviridinutans is the source of this 1563-nucleotide messenger RNA. RefSeq names its product putative UBX domain protein. Bases 1 to 1563 code for a protein of 520 amino acids. Lineage: Eukaryota; Fungi; Ascomycota; Eurotiomycetes; Eurotiales; Aspergillaceae. The record is from RefSeq and is a predicted model, not a curated record. Gene Ontology annotation, molecular function: protein binding. The transcript is spliced from 2 exons.
AUGAGCUCACAUGUCGUCGUUCUAGACUCGACUGCUCGAAGAGCCACAAUCAAAACGACACCCGGGAAACAUUUGACAGAUAUCCUGCAAGAAGCAUGCGCUAAACUCGGCUUGAAUGCGAGCCAGUACGGCCUCAAGUACAAGGGCAAACAGCUCGAUCUUUCUUUGGUCUUCCGUCUCUCCGGCCUGGCUUCCGGUGCGAAACUUGAAUUAGUACAGCUCUCCAAAUCGCCUUCCAUUGUCACGGUCGCUUUACAGCUGCCCGAGGCAGAAGCUCGAGGUGUUCCCAACGGACGGCUUCUAGACAAGUUCCCCAGCACAACAACGUUAUGGCUAGUGCUGCGCAAGUUUGAGGCGGGGGUCGCAGGUGGCGGACCGACUCGAAAUUUCACUGGGCGAGGCGUCCCAGUCGCCAGUGCCGGCAACGAGGGAUCCGGACGCUUAUUUUACGAGACUCCGGUAGUUCAGGUCAUGGGGCGAGAACUGUCGACAUUCCAAGAUCUCCAGAAGUCGCUAGCACAGCUUGGAUUCAAUAGUGGGAAUGUCUUGGUCAGAUUGAGUUUCCGGCGGACAGAGGAGCCUCUGGAGGUGGCUAUGAUUAAGAUUCAAGACUAUUUCAAAGCGGCUGAGGAUGCUGCCCCGGAACCACAUGAGGCGGCCGCUGCGCCAGCACAACCUGAGACGGUUACCGAUUCGAGCCAACCUCCACAGCAAGUACCGAGUGCUGAACAUGCCGACCCUCGGGGUGCAGCAGCAGCAGCAGCAGCACCUGCGCCAUCAGCACUAGCACCUGAACCUCUUUCUCAUCCCUCCAUUACCUCUACCGAACCAUCUGCUGUGAUCCAGCCCUCAUCGCGACCAGUCACAGUCUUCUCAGCACCGUCCAACACCACUCCGCAGGCCGCGCAAAUGACGUAUAAUGAAGACGACUACAUUCCAUCUGUGGACCAAGCACAAGCCCACCAGCGCCGUCUCAAUGCCGCCUCCCGGCCCGUCCGUCUUCCCACGGAUGCAGAAAUCGCCGCCAAAGCAGCAGAGGAGGAAGAGAAGCGUGCAGCGAUCAGAGAAGUCGAUGUCAAGGUUCGCCUUCCGGACCAGAGCCAGAUUGUCUCGAAGUUCGGGCAACAAGACACCGGCGCAACGCUCUAUGGCUUCGUAAGAAGUUGUUUGACGGAGCAAUUUGCCGGCGAGAGAUUCAUACUCACGUCCUUCCUUGCUGGGCGCCCGGGUUCAGGUGCGAAAAAGAUUCAGGGUAUCAUUCCUGAUACAGAUCAGACGUCCUUGAUCAAGGAUCUUGGCAUGAUUGGUCGAGUCCUCGUCACCUUCUCUUGGGACGCAAGUGCGUCUCCCGCCACUCGAUCAAGCAGAGCAAAUCUUCUGAAGCCUGAGCUCCGGAACCAAGCUCAGGAGAUCAAGGUUGAACAGCCGCCAGAGUUGAUGGAUAAUUCGCGAGAUACUGUCCCACCGAAGGUGAGCGGACCCGGCGACCGCGAUGGAGAGAAAUCUGGAGGACGCAAACCUGGCGGGAUACCCAAGUGGUUGAAACUGCCGGGAAAGAAAUGA